AUGGAGAACAAGAUUACUUCCUGGAGCACUACAGCUCCAGAAGCCAUUGCUGUCAUUGAUGGCGCUCGCUCUAUCUCUUAUGGCGAACUCGUCAACUCCGCCAGAAUAAUUGCACGCUUCCUGCAGGAACGCGGCGUCAAGCAAGGCGAAGCUGUGGGGAUCUUGUUCGAUGUUGAUCAUCGUCAAGUUAUCGCGCAGUUAGCCAUUCUCUUUGCUGGUGGAACUUGUGUUCCAAUCUCGCCUACAGCACCAUUUCAUCGUAUUGCAAGCAUGCUGAGCGAUGCCAACGCUCAUUACGUUGUCGCUGACGAGAAUUCAACCUUCUCUUCCGAGGGUAUCACUCAUCUUCAUCUCAGUGAUGCACCGGCCUCGGGACUGUCCACUGAUGCAGCGGACUCUGAUCCCUCAUGGAGUCAAUCACGUCGUACGCACAUACUGUUCACCUCUGGUUCAACUGGCAAGCCCAAGGGCGUCCAGAUCAGCAGCUCUGCCAUAAUGCACCUGGCAACUAGUACCCCAGUGACACCAUUGAACCCCGAAGAUCGGGUGGCUGCUUUCAACGACCCUGGCUUUGAUCUGAGCCUCUUCGAAGUCUGGGUUACUCUUCUCAGCGGUGCCACUAUCGUCAUUAUUCCAAAGGUGAUAGUAGUUGAUUCUACCGCACUGAAGAGCUAUCUCGAACGUCAAAGGAUUACCAUCAUGAUUAUGCCUGCCGCUCUUUUCCAUAUCGUCGCCAAGUCAUCACCCGACUCCUUUCACUGUCUUCGGCAUCUGCUCACUGCAGGUGAUGUUGCCAAUAAGACGGCCAUGCGUGCUGUUCUUGAGCACAGCCCUCCACAGCAUCUUUGGAACACGUAUGGCCCGACUGAGUGUACAACCCUUGUGACAAUGCAAGAAGUCGAUGUGAAGGAGACACUGCGUGACCGGAUCGGUAUUGGGCAUUCUGUUGGCCAGAUGAAGAUUGUCCUCAUGGAUCAGUCUCAGCAGGUCAUUCGCGAUACCAAGCAGCGAGGCGAGAUCUGCAUCGCUGGGCCUCAACAAACACAAGGUUAUUUGAGUCAACAGACUGGCGAUGAGUCAAUCUUCUAUGAUUUCGAUGCCCCGGGAGCUAAUGGGGUAGACGAGGACAUGCGGGAAGACCAGGGCGACUCUCACGCUCGGUAUUACCGGACUGGCGACGUGGCCGAAUGGAGGGAUGACGGCGGCGGCCUAGAUUUCAUUGGGCGUAGAGACAACCAAUUGAAGCACGGAAGCUUUCGAGUAGAACUUGAAGAGAUUGAAAGAAGUCUCCUUGAAAGCGAACUUGUUCAAUCUGUCAUUGUCGUCAAUCGGCCAGCAGCAGAUUCGGAUGGUGUUGCGGUUCUGAUCGCGUUUGUCGUGCCCUACGACAAAGCCGCUACAAAGUCGCAAGAUCUAUCAUCCUUUGCCCGGAGCAUACUUCCGCAUUACAUGGUCCCUGAUAGAUUUGAAAUCGUUGAAAAUCUUGUUGUGGACUCCAGAGGCAAGAUUGAUCGUCGUGCCUUUUCGGAGAGCCUCCCUAAAGCGGGACCAACCAUCCCCAGUUCGAUCCUCACGAAUGGGAAUGAUACCGUUUCAUCAACAAAGGCUACGCUUAAAGCUAUGUGGGAGCAUAUUCUGGGCGUCUCCCCUAUCACGGACGAUGACGACUUCAUGGCCCUUGGCGCCACCUCACUCCAAAACGCUGCUCUUAUCGCUCGCAUUAAGAAGCAUCUGGGCCGCCUCAUCUCCAUGCAUGAUUUGUACUGCCACUCGCGCUUUGAAAACUUGCUUCAUUUUCUCGAAAGCGAUGCAGAGUCCAUCACUGCACCUAAUGAUGCGGAUAAAUGGAUCAAGGACGUCGACACGGCGGAUGACAUCGAGGAGACGCCAAACUGGGAAGACCCAGACGAAGGGAGAAUAUUCUUGACUGGUGUGACAGGCUUCGUUGGUGCCUUUCUACUCGACGAGCUUCUGCGUCAUCCCAAUGUCAAACAGGUUGCUUGCCUAGUUCGUGGCCAAACAAAGGCUGAAGCUGCUCGUCGCCUUCAGGCCAAUAUGCAAAAAUACGAUCUGUGGCCUGAUGACUUUGCUUUGACUACCAAGAUCAUGGUACUGCCAGGGGAUAUCACGAGUCGAGAUCUCGGUCUGGGAUCGGCCAAGUUUGACUGGCUUUCCAAUUGGUCCAGCGCCAUCUUUCACCUCGCUGCCAAGAUCAAUUUCUGCGACUCAUAUCAUGAGCACUACGAUACCAACAUCCUCGGAACUCGCAACAUGCUACGUCUUGCUACGCGAGGGCGACGCACGACAUUUCACUACGUGUCUAGCAUCGAUACAUGGGGUCAGACAGGAUACUUUCUAGGAACCAAGAGGGUCUUGGAAGACGAACCUCUAGGUCCCCAUAUUCAAGGCGUGAGGUACGAUGUGGGCUACUCUCAGAGCCAGUGGACGGCUGAGGGAAUGGUACGACGCAUGAGAGAUCGUGGCUUUCCAAUCAUUAUUUAUCGGCCCGGCUUCAUCAUUGGCCAUUCUGUCACGGGAGCGAGCAAUCCCAACGACCUUGUUUCACGACUCAUUUCCAGCUGCAUCAAACUUGGAUCAUGGUUCAAGCUCGAUCUUGAUCCAGCGUAUGUUACAGUUGACUAUGUUGUCAAGGCUAUGUUACACAUCUCACGCUCAACAAAGAACAUCGGGAAGUCAUAUUGCCUUGUGGCGCCACAGGUUGAAGAGUCAGUGUCUGUGAACAAGACAUGCUCUCUUAUUUGCCAAGCUGGCUACAGCGUGAAGCUCAUAAAGUAUCCUGACUGGAUUGCACAAUUGUCGGAAAAGAUACUUCCCGAUGAUCCUCUUGCACCUGUCAUGCCGCUGCUAGAAGAAAAGGUCUUGGGCAACUUUACAAGACUUGAGGUGAGCCAGCACUCUCCGAUCUACGACUCUAGAAACGCUAUCAAGGCUCUUGCAGGUAGCGGUAUUCAUUAUGAUACACUGAGCCCGGAUAUAAUUAAGCGAUAUAUUGCAUUCUGGAAUAAGAAGGGCUUUUACUCUAUUUAG
Molecule: messenger RNA, 3048 nt
Organism: Fusarium oxysporum Fo47
Lineage: Eukaryota; Fungi; Ascomycota; Sordariomycetes; Hypocreales; Nectriaceae
Product: non-ribosomal peptide synthetase
Exons: 1
Coding region: 1-3048 (1015 amino acids)
Source: RefSeq, a predicted model, not a curated record